AUGGACGCCUCCCCGGAAUGCUGCACUGCCUUGUUAGUGUUCGAUGCCUGUCAGUCUCCCGCCGCCUUGCCCGCGCGUCGCCGCCAGAAACCCCACGUCAAGCCUCCGUCUAUCUCCCUACCUCGUCCCUCGACUGUUCCCGACAACCGCAAGCACUCUGUCGUCGAAAAACGCUGGGCCAGCCAUGGCUCCAGACUUGUUUAG
Akanthomyces muscarius is the source of this 204-nucleotide messenger RNA. RefSeq lists its product as uncharacterized. The record is from RefSeq and is a predicted model, not a curated record. NCBI's taxonomy places the organism in Eukaryota, Fungi, Ascomycota, Sordariomycetes, Hypocreales, Cordycipitaceae. The transcript has 2 exons. The coding region runs from base 1 to 204 and encodes 67 amino acids.